GUCAAGUUUGGUCAAGUUGGACUUGGACCAAAUACAACAACAAAAAACAACAACCAUUUCAGAAGUAGCAAAUUGUAUUAUCGUCAAUAAAUUAUUGUCUAUUUUCAUUGUUACAAUUGUUUUCAUACUUUUAAAUUAGUUUGUGAUUGAAAAAAGAAAUGGAAGAAGAUAUAUUCAAUUUCGUGCAAAAACAGAAUAAAUUGUUAUAUUUAGAACAAGAAGAAAGUUUCAGUAAGAACUUUAAGGAUCUCUCGCCGGUACUUAUUCACAAUUUAGAAAAAAAAGGUCAAGCAUUAACUAAAUUAAAAGUGACAAAUAUAGCACAUUGUGGUCCUGGAAAAAUUCAAAUUGACUUUGAGGUGUCCGAUCAAUUAUUAUUAGAAACAAAUUUAUCUCAAGGAGAUUUGGUGAUUUGCAUUCAAGGAAGGAAAGACAGUAAAUAUGCCAGAGGAAUUAUUAUUAACGUCUCUAAUACUACUUUGAGUAUUUCUUCAAAUGAUAAUAGUUUUGAGGUCCAAGAAGAGGAUUUAGUUACAGUUUUGAAAACAGAUUCAGAUUUUACUUACAUUUGUCAAAAAAAUGCUCUGAACAACUUGGUGAAGAGAAGUGAUUCAAUUAUAAGGAGAAUAUUAUUCGAUCAAGAUGCAAAUACCGUUCAACCACUACUGACUGCAGAGUUGCCAAUUGUGGAAAAAUGUCUAAAUGCAGAGAAAGAACUCAAGUUUGAAAACACAUUUUUAGCGAAUGAUCAGAAAGCUGCUGUUGAAUUUGCAUUGAGAAGAAAAUAUCUAGCUAUUAUUCAGGGACCCCCUGGUACUGGAAAAACUACCACUUUAGUUGAAUUAAUCAUUCAACUAUGUCGUCACGGCAAAAAAAUUCUAGUUUGCGCUCCAACAAACGUUGCUGUGGAUAAUAUAGCAAUUAAGCUUGGCGAAACGGAAGCGAAACCAUUGAGAUUGGGUCAUUUUACAAGAAUAAUGAAUGCUGCUCAAAAAUAUUCUAUUGAUAAUUACAUACAAAACGAUGAUUCUUAUGCAGUAUUGCAGGAUGUUAAACGAUCUAUAAAAGCUCUAGAAGCAAAUUCUUAUAAAGAUUAUAAAGAAAUUAGAAAUUUAAAUAAGGAAUAUAGGAAAAGAUUUAGUAAAUUGAAUAAUGAUACUCUUAAAAAAUUCCAGGUAAUUCUUUCUACUUUAAACUCAUCGUCAAGCAAAGGUUACUUACAGCAUCUUGAAGAAGAUUACUUUGACGUUUUAAUUGUUGACGAAGCUUCUCAAGCUUUAGAGGCAUCAAUGUGGAUAGCAAUUCCAAAUGCGUCAAAACUCGUGAUUGCUGGAGAUAUCAAUCAAUUGCCACCCACUGUUUUGAGUCAAGAGGCAAUAAAUCAAGGAUUAAAUAAAAGCCUUAUGGAGAGAGCGAUUGGAAAAUUAGGAAAAGACUCUUUUAAAACACUCACAAGACAAUAUAGAAUGAACGAAAAAAUUAUGUUGUGGUCCAGCAAACGAUUUUAUGAUAACACUUUACAAGCUGAUGACACAGUAAAAUAUCACUUGUUAAAAGAUCUCCCUGGAAUUAAAGAAAAUUGUUUGACGAUGGAAUCUCUCGUAUUUGUCGACACAUGUGGUUGUGACUGCGAAGAGUAUCAAACUGUCAAAGGAGUUGGAUCGAAAGGAAAUAUUCGAGAAGCUGUUGUUGUAAAUAAAAUUAUUUCUUCAUUAAUUCAAUCAGGAUUAACGGAGAAAAGUAUUGGAAUUAUAACACCCUAUGCACUACAGGUCGAUUUAAUUCGAAAAUCGUUUGACUCGAUAAAUGUAGAGGUGAAUACAGUCGAUGGUUUUCAAGGGAGAGAAAAAGAAGUAAUCAUUCUUUCUUUAGUAAGAUCAAAUCUAGAAAAAGAACUUGGUUUCCUAACUGAUUUUCGAAGAUUAAACGUAGCUGUCACGAGAGCAAGGCGACUACUCGUAGUGAUUGGAGACAGUGAAACUGUUGAAAAAAAUGAAAUGUUAGCUAGUUUAUUGACACAUAUUGGAGAGAAUGGUUUACUGAAAACUGCUGAAGAAUAUUUAGCAGUCUACGAUGAUUUUGAAUUGAAAGUUGAGCAAACCGCUGAGAAACAUAAAAAAAAUAAAUCGGCAACAGUUCUCGUUAAACAAAAAGAAGAAAAUAAAUUACAAGAAAAUUUAAAAAUUAUCACCAAAGCAAAAGAUAUUAAAAAUGUUGUUAAAUUGAACGAUAAGGGCAUCGAUUUAUCGAGUUGUGAAAAUAGAAAAAAAUAUAACAUUUUUGAUACUAUCAUCAAUUCUGAAGAAAAAGAAGAAGAAGGAGAAGAGAAAGAACAAGAAGAGAAAGAAGAAGAAAACGAAGAUAAAGACGAAGGAAAAACUAAUCAGAGAGAAGUAAAGGAAUCUAGAGUGAAAAAGAAGAAAAACAGAACAAAAGCAGAAACAAAAUGCACAGAUGAAACUGAAGAUUUUAAUGCAAUUAUUGAGGAACUUAGUAAAACAAAUUAUUCUUGUGCAUUUAAUAAUUGUAAAUCAUCGACAAAACUCAUUUAUUCAAAUUGUGAAUUUUGUAAAAAUCGAUUUUGUUUGCAACAUGGAAUGCAGGAGAUUCACGGAUGUGAAGAAGCAGUACGUCGUAAGGAAAGAAAAGAAUUCCGACAAAGAAUGCCUGUACCUGCAAAGAAGAAAGAUAAAGAUAGAUUUGCUCAGAAAUUAAAAAAGUUUGAAGACGCUAGAAAACCUAAGCCUACAAAAGAAGAAUUAAAAAAAUCUAAGAAGAAGUAAUUAAAGAAUACAUUCAUUUCCUUUAAUUUUAAUACAAUUUAUUGUUGAUGAUAAUAAUAAUAAUCCUUAGAAAAAUUUUCUGUUUGAAACAUAUUUUGAAAGAAUUAAGAAUUGAUGGAGGAUAGAAAAUAGUUCAUUUCCAAGAAGAGGAGUCCUUAUAGUUUUAAUAUUGAGAAAAAAAUGUACAAUAUUAACAGAUGUAAAUAUAUUUAUUAAUUGUUUUUUUCAAAUUUAUCAACUAAACAUUUAUUCAUUGUAUAAAGGUGUAACUGGAUGAUUACAUGAAUCUGUGGAAAAUUAAAAAUUUGAAACUUA
Messenger RNA from Leptopilina heterotoma, 3098 nucleotides. Its product is annotated as DNA-binding protein SMUBP-2-like. NCBI's taxonomy places the organism in Eukaryota, Metazoa, Arthropoda, Insecta, Hymenoptera, Figitidae. The record is from RefSeq and is a predicted model, not a curated record. The transcript is spliced from 9 exons. The coding region runs from base 159 to 2783 and encodes 874 amino acids. Gene Ontology annotation, molecular function: 5'-3' DNA helicase activity; ATP hydrolysis activity; zinc ion binding.